Molecule: messenger RNA, 1845 nt
Organism: Plasmodium vinckei vinckei
Lineage: Eukaryota; Apicomplexa; Aconoidasida; Haemosporida; Plasmodiidae
Product: conserved Plasmodium protein, unknown function
Exons: 2
Coding region: 1-1845 (614 amino acids)
Source: RefSeq, a predicted model, not a curated record
AUGUCUCAAAAUAUGAGUAGCAGUAUUUAUAUAAACAAUUUCAAUAUGCAAAAUGAUUUAGUAAGUAUAAUUUUAGAGGAUUGUAUAAAAGAAUGGUUCCCAUUUUUAAAUGACCAUGAAGAUGGAAAGCAUGAGAAUAGGAUGAAGGAAAAACGGGAAGAAGGAGACGAUGAUGAAAGUAUAAAUAAAAUAGAGAAAGAAAAUAUAAAGGAUGAAAUUAUAAAAUUAAAAAAAUUUUAUAAAGGUGUAAAAUCAACUAAUUUUCCUUUAAAAAAAUUAUAUAAAUCUGAAAGAAAUAUCUUUAACUUAAAUAAUGAGCAAGAUGAUGAAGACAUUUUUUUUAAUUCGGAUGGUGUGUAUAUGGGCAUACUAAGAGAAAAUGAUAAAAAUCAGGAUAAAGACAAUUUUUAUAACAUUAAUAAUAAGGAGUUUGAGAGCCAAAGUUUUAAUGAUAAGCGUGGAAAUACAAAGUUUUAUGAUUGCAUAUUUACAGAAGACGAUGAAAAAAAUAAUAAACUAUCCAAAAAAAUGAGUAGCGAAGAUGAAUAUAUACAAGAGUUUAUAAAUCAAGAAAAAAGUGAAACUAUUCAGGAAUGGGAAAAAAAUAAAAAAAUAAAAAAUGGUGUUAAAUAUGAUAUAAAAAAUAAUAAUCAGAGUUAUGAUCGAAGUCGAUAUAAUUCUGAAAGUGAUAGUGUAUUACUUAAACGAAAAAAAGGAAAUGAUAUAAAAGGAGAAGAUGAUAUUUUUUUGAAUGUAAAAGAAUAUGAUACUGGUAGUGUAAAAAGUGAAAAAAAUUAUCAACCCAUAGAUAAAAUCGACAAAAACAAAUUUAAAGCAAACACAUUAGAUAAUAAAAAUAAUUUUAUAAAUAAAUAUUCAUGUAAAGAAAAAGAAAUGUGUAUUAGUAAAGUAAAAAAUUUUAAUUAUGUAAAUGAAAUAGACAUAAAAAAAGAAAGUAGAGAAUCGAGUUUAAAUAUUAUGAACGAGUCAGGUAAAUCCGUAAUGGAUAAUGACGGGGAAACACCGUUUAAUAAAAAAAGUAUAAGCACAAUUAUACAAGAAAUAAAAUUUGAAGACAGUAAAGAAAAAAACUAUUCUAUGGAUUCAUAUGGAAGUAUUUAUUUAAAUACAUGUUUAAAAGUUCUAAAAGUUGAUAUAAAUUAUUUUAUAAUUCCUAAAGAUAUAGGAAAUGAAGAAUUAUUAUAUGAAAAAAAAAAAAUUAAAGAAAUUUUAAAACUUUAUGAUAAAUUAUUUUAUAACUAUUUUAAGUUUAUUCCAAAUAAGUUUUAUAAAGAAACAUUGAGACCUAUUUAUUCAUACUAUCAAAAUUUGAAAUCUACGAUAGGUUUGGGGACACCCAAUUCUUCGCUAGAUUUGACAUCAAGGAGGUCGUGUUCUAUAAGUAAAAAUUAUGAAAUUCGGUCAAGCAGCACGCCCAAGGCCCACAGUGAGGAGGGUAAUUCAGUAAAGGGGAAAACACAAGAGCAUAUGGAAUAUACAAAUUUAGGGAGUUUCUCUAAUUUGAUUAAUGACAUGAAUGUUAAGAAAAUAUUGGUGGAUGUAGAUGAGAGUACAGAUAUUAGUCAUAUGGAAAAUGAUUAUAAAUUUUUAUAUAAUGAUUUAGUAAAAUUAAAAAAUUUACUUAUAAAAAAACGGAACUAUAAAAAUAUUUUAUUUGAUUAUCAAAAACGGUUUGUCCAAUUAAAUAACAGAUGUGUCAAAACAUAUAAGGAUAUAUAUCCAGUUGAAAAAGAAUAUAAAAUAUAUACACAAAUAAAAAAAGAAACAGCAGAAGUGAUUAAUUCGAUUAAUGCAAAUUAUAAAAAGUACUAUUCAGGGAAAUAA